Chenopodium quinoa (quinoa) is the source of this 2198-nucleotide messenger RNA. Its product is annotated as xyloglucan galactosyltransferase XLT2-like. Gene Ontology annotation, biological process: xyloglucan biosynthetic process. Gene Ontology annotation, molecular function: galactosyltransferase activity. The transcript has a single exon. The coding region runs from base 201 to 1664 and encodes 487 amino acids. NCBI's taxonomy places the organism in Eukaryota, Viridiplantae, Streptophyta, Magnoliopsida, Caryophyllales, Amaranthaceae. The record is from RefSeq and is a predicted model, not a curated record.
UUUUAAUUAUGUACAACUUCUUUGCAUAUACAGAGUAUUUGACCUCUCAUAAGAAGAAAUACAACACACCUUUACAACUCCCAACAGCUUUUCCCGCAAUAUUUCUCCCGCCUCCACCACCAAAUUAACAACCUUAAACCACCACAAUUUCCGACGAAAUUCCCGACCACCGGUGAAUUCUCACCGGAAAAUCUUUUCUCAUGCCUUCUAAAUCAGAAACGUUAUCGUAUCCUUCUAACCGCCAACCGCCCAAUCCACAACCACCGCCACCACCAUCGUCGCCGACCGAUUUCUUCUUCUCUCUCUUCCACCACCACCCUCGCUUAUGUCUCCUCUCCCUUUUCCUCCUCCUCCAACUCCUCUUCCUCAUCUCCUUCUCCGACCACCGCAUGCCAUUUCUCACCGCCGCCCCCUCCGCCUCCAUCUCCGCCGUCAACUCCACCACCCCUCCUCCGGAUCAAUGCGAAAACGGCAAAAUCUUCGUCUACGAUCUCCCAUCACAAUUCAACUCCGAUCUGUACCAAAAUUGCGACAAAUCAAGUGCUUGGGGUAACUGGUGUGGGGCCCUCUCAAACGACGGGUUUGGCCGUAAAGUGACAGAAAACAAUCAUUUAAUGCCGGAAAAUCUCGCCAGCGCUUGGUACUCAACUGAUCAAUUCUCAUCCGAGGUUCUUUUUCACAACCGUUUACUUUUUCACAAAUGUCGUACAUUAGACCCGGAAUCUGCGACGGCGUAUUACAUCCCAUUUUACGCUGGAAUUGCAGUCGGUAAAUACAUGAUGGAUGAAUUUAGUCCUAAAGACAGAGAUCAACAUUGUGAGAAAAUGCUUGAGUGGGUCCAAAAGAAUUACCCGUAUUUUAAAAAGUCAAAUGGUUGGGAUCAUUUUCUUGUAAUGGGGAGAAUUACGUGGGAUUUCCGACGAUAUGGUGAUCAAGGUUGGGGGUCUAGGUGUAUCACCAUGCCGUCGAUGACAAAUGUCACUCGAUUAUUGAUCGAGAAAAACCCGUGGGAUUAUUUCGACGUUGGCGUGCCUUAUCCUACUGGAUUCCACCCUAGUAACCCCUCCGACGUCGUUUCAUGGCAGGAGUUUGUCCGGUCACGUGAAAGGCGUUCUUUAUUUUGUUUUGCCGGUGGUACCCGAGGUUGGGUUGAAAAUGAUUUCCGAGGGUUGUUGUUGAGUCAAUGUCGGAACUCGUCUAAGUCGUGUAGACUAGUGGAUUGCAGUGGUGGUCAAGGGUGUGGGACGUCUGUAAUCCUCGAAUCGUUUCUUGAUUCGGAGUUUUGUUUGCAGCCUAGGGGUGAUAGUUUUACCCGCCGGUCUAUAUUUGAUUGUAUGUUGGCUGGUUCGAUACCGGUUUUCUUUUGGAGACGGUCGGCUUAUCUUCAGUAUGAGUGGUUUUUGCCUGGAGAGUCCGAGAGUUACUCGGUUUUUAUUCACCGUGAUGAGGUGAGAAAUGGUACUUUGAUAAAAGCCGUGUUGGAGAAGUAUGGUAAAGAGGAGAUAAAAAGGAUGAGGGAAAAAGUGGUGGAAACUAUUCCUAAAUUAAUAUACGCAAAACCUAAUGAAGGGUUAGGGAGUAUGAAAGAUGCCAUUGAUAUUGCUGUUGAUGGUGUUCUAAAGAGAAUUAAGGACAGAAAAAAUGAGGAAAUUAAUUUAGGGUGAGUAUAUAGAUCUUAUGUGCGCCAUUGUUGCAUAUACGGAGUACCACCUUAUGGCACCGUCCAAUUGUUAAUUGUGACAAGGUUCAAUCUUAUUAGUUGAACAAUUUUGAGUCGAAGUGGCAAUCACACAUAAAUCAACGUGUUGCAAUAGUUACAUUGUAUGGAUACUGGCCAAAGGUAAAUUGUUUUUAUUCACUAUGCAAAUUGUUAUGCUUUUGGGUAACAAAUUGUUGCCGAGCUCACAACAUGAGAUGAGGCACCUUUCAAUGCAAAUUAAAGAUGGGAGAAACUACUCUGUAUAUAAUUAUAUACAACAUGACCAUACAUGUACGGUAUUAAUCUAUAAAGCAGUGAAUUGGAUCGCUCAUCGCUAUCUACACAGUAGGCACUCACUUUCUUAGAGCUGUAAUUAAUGGCAGCAUUGUAUGGGAUAGCUGUGAAUGAUAGUUCAGUUUGGCACUCCCUUAUUUCAACUCUUGUUUGAUUACUUCGGCUAAUCUUUGAUUAUUGAUUUAUUGAUUAACAUUAUUGAAGA